Fundulus heteroclitus (mummichog) is the source of this 2505-nucleotide messenger RNA. RefSeq names its product immunoglobulin-like domain containing receptor 2 (gene ildr2b). The record is from RefSeq and is a predicted model, not a curated record. Gene Ontology annotation, biological process: pancreas development. Lineage: Eukaryota; Metazoa; Chordata; Actinopteri; Cyprinodontiformes; Fundulidae. The transcript has 9 exons. Gene Ontology annotation, cellular component: membrane. Bases 106 to 1929 code for a protein of 607 amino acids.
GCCAUCCUCCGGUGUCUGCCCGCCCGCCUCAGCCGCACUCAGAGCGGACAACGACAUGAUUAACAUGCGGACUAACGCCGCCUCGCCAUAAACACGGACCAUAUAAUGAACUUUUACCGGUUGGCAGUUUUACUGGGAGCAUCGGUCUGUGUGUGUCAUGGCAUGCACGUCGCGGUGCGGGAGAAGAAGCGCUACGCCAUGCUCUUCCAGACCGUGGUCCUCCCGUGCCACUACCGAACAUCCUCCAGCAAAGCCCCGGUGGUGCAGUGGUGGUACAAGUCCUACUGUCGAGACCCCACGCGGCAGUCCUUCUCCCUGCCCGAGACCCUGGGCUACGAGGCCUCGGCGCUGGGGGCCGCGGCGCAGGCGGAGUGCUCCGACAGCAGCCGGACGGUGCGGGUCGUGGCCUCCAAGCAGGGAUCGUCCUUGACGCUGACCGAGCACUACAAAGACAGAGACGUCAACAUCAUAAACGACGCCGACCUUCGCAUCGGGGAGCUACAGUGGGGCGACAGCGGAGUGUACUUCUGCAAAGUCAUCGUCGCUGACGAUCUGGUGGGAAACGACGAGGACCACAUGGAGUUACUGGUUCUGGAGUGGGCGUUUGUGGGCUCCGUGGUCCUGGGCAGCGUCCUCUUCCUCCUGCUGUUGGGGAUCUGCUGGUGCCAGUGUUGUCCUCACUCCUGCUGCUGCUACGUCAGCUGCUGCUGCUGUCCUGAUACCUGCUGCUGCCCUCGACACCUGUACGAGGCGGGGAAGAUGGCAAAGACCCGGCAGGCUGCUCAGGUUCCCUCUCAGGUUCCCGUGUACCCUUACUACAUUCCCGGUGUGCCCACUGUGCUCCCUCUUGCUCCUUCGUCCCAGCUGGACCCAAAGAUCCCAUCAAUUGUCUCGACUGAAAACAACCUGGCUGCAGUGCGCAGUGGUUACCGUCUGACCAGCAGCCAAGACCUGAACUCAAUGAAAGUUCUGUACUACAUAGAAAAGGACCUGGCUCAGUUUCCAACCAGCAAGAUGGCUUCACUCAAAUCCAGCAGCAUGUCCGAGCUGAGCUCUCUUCACGACGGAGGGACCACUGAUUUCAGGCGCAACUAUCAGACGGUCCAGAUGAAGGCGCUGCCCUCCAUCCCAGACCGCGAGGACCAGGUGAGAGCGGCCCCGCCCGCGCAGAGUCGCAGGCCCAGACGAAACGACGGCAAUCACUCAGAUGACGAGUUGGACAGAAGGUGGAACCCCCGCUCCGAGCACCUGCAGAGGAAGACGUUAAGCAGACGAGGACGCACCGGCUCCCUGGAUGAGCUGGAGGAGUUUGCUCAAAGCUACAGCUCCCGCGCUCGUCGUCCCGAGCCUCCGGACCGGCCCUACGGGCGGGACCACAGCCCCCCGAGGCAUUUCUACCGAGAUGAAGACGAUAACUGGGGCCGCCGCAGUCCCUCGCCCCUACCGCAAAAGAGAAGGGACACGUGGGACAGCGACCGUCCUUCUCGACAACCCCUGAGCAAAAGUUACGACGACAGCUUCCUCAACAGCGUGCUGGAGAGGAAGGCGAGAGGACGGGGUGGGGACAGGGGCGCUGGGAGGGUGGACGAGGAUAGCGACACCCCCUCUAAAGGCAGCUCCAGGGGAAAAGGCAGCGACAGCUACUACAGCCGGUCGCCCAGCCACCGUCCGGACGAGGACGACCCUCUACCUCCGUACUCCGAGCUGGAGGCAGAGCGGUACCGCAGGGCUGACCUGACCGCGGACCGGUACCGCACGGCAGACCCUCCCCGGUCAGACAGAUACAGGACCACCGAGCCAGCCUCGAAGCCCUUCUCCUACACCCGUCCCCACCAGGGAACGUCCCAGACACUACAGGCGGGCAGAGAGGAGCGGGACAGGAGCCGAAACCUGAGCGCUGCGCUGAGCAGGGACUCUCUGAUAGUGUGACGAGGCGCACGAGCCUCCGCCUUCACAGAGCUGCCGGUCCGAUCAGUUUAUCCAUCCUGCAUGCAGUUACGCAGGAGAAGCUAACUGUCUCCACCAGCAGCCGCAUGGAGUACGGCUCUUCUUGAAAUAACCUCACUGGCAAACAGGAUUUAUAGGAAGGAAAACCCGGUGCAUGCAGCAUCUCCUGUCAGCGCUUGAAGGUUUCUGGGUUAUACUUGUGUAUAAAUUAUACUGUGUUACGUGUGGCUGUGUAUGCAUAUUUUAUGUAAGGUAUGACUUUUUUGUCUGGUGACUAACUUUACACAAGUGCCAAGAUUUUUUGUUGUUAUUGUUGUUGUUGCUGUUUUUAUUUUUUUUAUCUGCCAAUUUCAGAAAACACAGGUAUACCCCUCCGCAGCCUCCGUUCUUCCGAAUUUAUGCCUCAGUAUUGUAACUCAGGUUUACGCUUUACCUUUAUACUUGUAUCUUUCUUUCUUUUUUUUGUUGUGACUUUCUGAAAGUACUGCACCUUGAAUUUAUUUUGCAGGUUGUUAUUGCACUGCUUAGAUACUUUUUAAUAAAGAAAUUUCUCCUGAA